Fundulus heteroclitus (mummichog) is the source of this 6370-nucleotide messenger RNA. Its product is annotated as ras-specific guanine nucleotide-releasing factor 1. Gene Ontology annotation, cellular component: plasma membrane. Gene Ontology annotation, molecular function: guanyl-nucleotide exchange factor activity; protein binding. Lineage: Eukaryota; Metazoa; Chordata; Actinopteri; Cyprinodontiformes; Fundulidae. Gene Ontology annotation, biological process: positive regulation of GTPase activity; Ras protein signal transduction. The transcript is spliced from 27 exons. Bases 286 to 4059 code for a protein of 1257 amino acids. The record is from RefSeq and is a predicted model, not a curated record.
GCGCUCGGCAAGGCUGCUCUGACACCGCGUCGGGUCCUCCGUAGUAUGCCCGCAGCGUGGAGAGCUUCCAGCGGUCUGGAUGCGUCGCGGUGACUGAGGGCGCAUCAGUUUCGUUCUUGUCCCAACCCCCCCGGCGCCGGAGUCUUUGGAAAAGGGACGAUGAGGGGAACUCAGGAGUGGGCUGAAGGUGUCCACCAAGUCUGACUCUCUGUGCGUUGGAAGCGCAGAGCCACAAGAAAGAUGUAAGAGGAAUCCGCAGCCGAGCCUCUCGGAUUCUCAGCCAAAAUGCAGAAAGGGAUGAGACUCAAUGACGGCCACAUCACCUAUCUGGCCCUUUUGGCGAAGAAGGACGGGACAAGGCGAGGCUUUUUGAGUAAGAAAAGCUCAGACAACACAAAAUGGCACUCCAAGUGGUUCGCCCUGUUGCAGAAUAUGAUGUUUUACUUCGAGAACGAGUCCAGCUCACGCCCCUCCGGACUGUACCUGUUGGAGGGAUGCGUCUGUGACCGGGCUCCGUCACCGAAACCGUCUAUGUCAGCGAAGGAAUGCUUAGAGAAGCAGUAUUACUUCACUGUCACGUUCAGUCACGAGAACCAGAAACCUUUGGAGCUGCGCACCGAAGAUGUCAAGGACUGCGACGAGUGGGUGGGUGCCAUAACACAGGCCAGUUACAGAAACUUGGCUACAGAGCAUGAGUCCCUCAUGCAGAAGUAUCUUCAUCUGCUCCAAAUAGUCGAGACAGAGAAAACGGUAGCCAAACAACUUCGACAACAGAUAGAGGACGGAGAAAUCGAGAUAGAAAGGCUAAAAUCUGAGAUUGCUGGACUUCUGAAGGAUAAUGAGAAGAUCCAGUCAAAUCCAGAGGUGCCACCCAGUGACGAUGACACAGAGAUCAAGAAGAUCAAGAAGGUGCAGAGCUUUUUGCGAGGUUGGAUUUGCCGCAGGAAGUGGAAAACCAUCAUCCAGGACUACAUCCGUUCACCCCACGCUGAGAGCAUGCGGAAGAGAAACCAGGUGGUGUUUAGCAUGCUGGAGGCAGAAGCCGAGUACGUCCAGCAGCUCCACAUCUUGGUCAACAACUUCCUGCGGCCACUCCGCAUGGCAGCCAGCUCCAAGAAACCCCCCAUCACCCAUGAUGAUGUCAGCAGCAUCUUCCUCAACAGUGAGACCAUCAUGUUUCUCCACCAGAUCUUCUACCAGGGCCUUAAGGCCAGGAUAGCCAGCUGGCCAACGCUGGUCCUGGCUGACCUGUUUGACAUUCUGCUGCCCAUGUUGAACAUCUAUCAAGAGUUUGUGAGGAACCAUCAGUACAGUUUGCAGAUCCUGGCCCACUGCAAGCAGAACAGAGACUUUGAUAAACUGCUGAAGCAGUACGAGGCCAAGCCUGACUGCGAGGAAAGGACACUAGAGACAUUCCUCACAUACCCCAUGUUCCAGAUCCCUCGUUACAUCCUGACGUUGCAUGAGUUACUGGCUCAUACCCCUCAUGAGCACGUGGAAAGAAACAGUUUAGACUAUGCCAAGUCAAAACUGGAGGAACUCUCCAGAAUCAUGCAUGAUGAGGUGAGUGAAACAGAGAACAUCAGGAAGAACCUGGCCAUCGAGCGCAUGAUUGUAGAGGGUUGUGAAGUGUUGCUUGACACCAGCCAAACGUUUGUGAGACAAGGCUCUCUAAUCCAGGUGCCGAUGAGUGAGAAAGGCAAAAUCACAAGAGGCCGUCUGGGCUCUCUGUCUCUGAAGAAGGAAGGGGAGAGACAGGUCUUCCUCUUUUCCAAACAUCUCAUCAUUUGUACCCGAGGAUCGGGAGGAAAACUUCACAUCACAAAGAAUGGAGUGGUGUCUCUUAUAGACUGUACCCUGAUGGAGGAACCCGAGGGAACAGAUGAUGAGUCCAAAGGAGAGCGGAGUGGCCAGGACGCAGAACAUCUGGACUUUAAAGUCAUGGUGGAGCCCAAGGAGAGCCAGCCUUACACCGUCAUCCUUGUAGCCUCGUCCCGACAGGAAAAGUCAGCAUGGACAAGUGACAUAAGUCAGUGCAUCGACAACAUCCGCUGCAACGGCCUGAUGAUGAACGCCUUCGAGGAAAACAGUAAAGUCACAGUGCCACAGAUGAUUAAGUCAGACACCAGCUUGUACUGCGACGAUGUUGACAUUCGCUUCAGCAAGAUGAUGAACUCAUGCAAGGUGCUGCAGAUCCGCUACGCCAGCGUGGAACGCCUGUUGGAGAGGCUGAUCGACUUACGCUUUCUCUCCAUUGACUUCCUCAAUACAUUCCUCCACUCAUACCGUGUCUUCACCAGUGCCGACAUAGUGCUGGACAAGCUCAUCACCAUCUACAAGAAGCCAAUCAGUGCCAUCCCUGCACGCUCUUUGGAGCUCUUCUUCGCCAGCAGCCAGAAUAACAAGCUCCUUUACGGUGAGCCACCCACGUCGCCACGUGCCAGCCGCAAGUUCUCCUCCCCGCCUCCUCUUUCCAUCACCAAGAAUUCCUCUCCGAAUCGCCGACGCAAACUAUCACUCAACAUCCCCAUCAUCACCGGGGGCAAGGCCCUGGACCUCGCUGCACUCAGCUGCUCUCCCAAUGGCUAUGCAAGCAUGCACACAACCAUGUCGCCCUUCAGCAAAACCACACUGGACAUUAACAAGCUCUACGUGUCCAGCACCAUGGCCAGCAAAAUCCCUGAUGAGGGAGAGCCUAAAGCUGAGGGCAAGGCCGAAGACUCGGUCCCCAGCAAGCAAGAUCUGUCUGUCAGAGAGGAAUGCGAUGAAGAGCCGAGUCAGAGUGAUGAGGUAGAAUCAGAAAUGUCUCCGCCCAAGUCCCCGUCAACGCCCAAGAAUGUCAAGUCAAAAAACUCUGAGUUUUCCUUGUUUUCCUUCAACAAUGGCAUGGUGGUAUCUUCUUGCCGGGAGCUUGAGAAUAACCGCAGUGCCCUGUCUGCUGCCUCAGCCUUUGCCAUUGCCACAGCCGGUGCCAACGAAGGAACGCCGACCAAGGAGAAGUACCGCCGCAUGUCCCUCGCCAGCACAGGUUUUCCUACAGAUCAGAGGAACGGAGACAAAGAGUUUGUUAUUCGCAGAGCUGCUACAAAUAGAGUACUGAAUGUGCUGCGUCACUGGGUGUCCAAACACUCACAGGACUUUGAGCUGAACACAGAGCUGAAGAUGCGGGUAAUUGGCUUCCUGGAGGAGGUGAUGCAUGACCCAGAGCUCCUGACACAGGAAAGAAAAGCCGCUGCCAACAUUAUCAGGACUCUCACUCAGGAGGAUCCUGGAGACAGCCAGGCCAGCAUUGAGGAGCUCACGCAGAUGGCCAUGGAGGAAAGUAGGACGGAACCAUUCGAGAAUCACUCUGCCUUGGAGAUUGCUGAGCAGCUCACUAUGUUGGACCACCUGGUCUUUAAAGUCAUCCCGUAUGAGGAGUUCUUUGGACAAGGCUGGAUGAAGAACGACAAGAAUGAGAGAACCCCAUACAUAAUGAAAACAACCAAGCAUUUCAAUGAUAUCAGUGACAGGAUUGCCUCAGAGAUCCUUCACUGGGAUGAUGUCAACAUGCGGGUGGCAGUGAUCGAGAAGUGGGUGGCCGUGGCAGACAUCUGCCGCUGCCUCCACAACUACAACGCCGUAUUGGAGAUCACAUCCUCGCUCAACCGGAGCUCCAUCUUCCGCCUCAAGAGGACCUGGCUUAAAGUGUCCAAGCAGACGAAAACUGUGAUCGACAAGUUGCAGAAGCUGGUAUCAUCAGAUGGCCGCUUCAAAAACCUAAGGGAGGCUCUGAAAAACUGUGACCCUCCAUGUGUUCCUUACCUGGGAAUGUACCUGACUGACUUGGCUUUUAUUGAGGAGGGAACACCAAAUUACACAGAGGACAACCUGGUCAACUUCUCCAAGAUGAGAAUGAUUUCUCACAUUAUCAGAGAGAUUCGACAAUUUCAGCAAACAGCUUACAAGAUAGAUUUCCAGCCUAAGGUGGCGAAGUACCUGUUGGACGGCAGCACAGUGAUGGGCGAGGAGAGCCUGUAUGAAGCAUCUCUCAGAAUUGAGCCCAAAACAUCCUCGUGAAGAGGAACUGUGCCAUGAUAAGGUCCAGAUUAUAGAGACAGUUUUAACUUGUACAUUCAUCAUUAUUUGUAUUAGACACAAUAGGCUGUGCCCUCCUUGUAUUUGCUUCCUAAUGAACUCUGUGUAUUAUUGUUAUUAGAGACCGAGUAGACGCCCACAGAGGUUUUAUUUCUAUAGUUAUAGACUAUAUAUAUAUAUAUAUAAAUAUAUAUGUUCUAUAUUGUCUUAAAUGCUAAUUUAUGACCUGUUUAUUUUGCACUACAGAGAAGAUAGAAAGGCGAGUUUACAGACUUGAUAUUUUACUAUAUCUAAAGAGCAAGUGCAGUGUUAAGCAAAACUCUCAUGCAUAAGAGAACAGCACUUUGUAGGAAGUCGAGAGUCUGCAGGAAUUAUUACUAGCAAGACUUCAUGGAAGUUCCUUUUCUCAAAAUGAUCUAUCUUGAUAAAAAUCACACCAAUGUGAUUUUCAGGUUGCAGUACAAUCACAGAUUCUAAGAGGAUUCUUAAGAUUGCAGUCUACGUUGAGCGUGACUCCACAAAUAAUCAAAAUGGUAGCAGAUUUAGACAUUACUUUCCCAGAAUGUAUAAGUUAUUCUUCCAAACUUAGCAAACAUUUUGAAACCUUUGUCAAAAUUGCUGCUUUCCCAGUAUUGACCAGGUACAAUCCAGGGGCCAACCGUUUACUUAGCCUGACCAUGGAGGUUACUUUCUGGAAAUUGUCAGAUGUUUUGCUGAAACUCAGAGGUUACUUUCUUGGAACUUGCCAAGUACUUGUCCAGACACUACAAGGUACUUUCUCAGAAAUUAAAGGGUACUUUCCAAAGAUGACCUGAAACCUUUAUGGAAUCUAUUAAUUCUAUGUCUAGAACAUAUCGGAUAACUUUCCAGAACACACAAGGGACUUUUAAUAAACUUUCACAGAACCUUCUGGGUAUUUCUUAGAAGUUACCAUGUACUUUCUGGAAACUAGACUUGACUUUUCAAAACUUACCAGUUACUUUCUGGAACAUACUAGAUACUUUACUGGAGGGUUUAUGGAACUGACUAGUUACCUUGAACUUACUAGGUGCUUUCCUGGAACCUUCAUGGAACUUAGUGCCGAUUUUACUGGACACUUUCCAGAAGUUGCCAGGUACAUACUUGAACAUAGAGGUUGCCUUUCAAAAAUAGCAGGUUCCUCGCUGGAAUUUUCACAGAAACUACCAGUUACAUUCCUGGAACUUCCAAGGUACUUUUCAAAACUUUCUGGGAAAGUAAUUUCUAAGAUCUAGAGAAGUAUAAAAUGUAUUAUGUAGUCUUACCUUCAAAACUACUAAGACAUGAAUGUUAAUUUUGAAAAGUUUUAAAGCUGUUGUUCUCAGCAGAGUAGAGGAAAGGUGGGACAAUAGCAGUGGCUAAAGUUGGAUAAGAUAUUCAGUUUUAUGUAACCACUGAUUGAGGAAAAGGUUUAAAAUGAUUGCAGUGAAACAGAAAGUAUAUUUAUAGUUUUGAGUUUUUUUAAUGCUUUGCUUACUUUAUUCCCCUGGUGGGUAGUGUCAUGUAUAUACAGUGUAAGCACCGGGCAAUGUAUGUAGCAAAUGUAACAAAUUUUGAGCCACUUACAGAUGUUAAAAACUAUUAGCUUCUAUAUUCAGACACAGAGAGUGCAGUCUUUCUGGUAAAAUCCUCUUUUGGUUAGUGCAUUAUGAUUUUGCCUUAAUAAUGAAAUGGAUUAUAUUCCACAGAAGUAUGUAAGGUAUUUUGUUUGACGAUUUUCCAGUAAACCAGGAUAAACUGGCUGUGUACAGUAUUAUGUACAGACAGUCUGAUGCAUUUCCUAACAUGCAAUGUGUUCAAAGACACAUAAUUGGAAAUGUGUUAUCCUUAUGAUUGUUAAAUCCUAUAAUUACCUUCCUGUCUUUGACAGUUUGAAAGAAAUGUUAAAGGCAACAUAUAAGUGUAACACAUUCUACCCAAAUAUGAUAGCAGGGGCUACACAGUAGUAUUAUUGUGCUUCUUAAAAUAUUUAUAUGUAUUUUUUACAGGCUUUGUAUAGAGAGACACCUGAAGCUCAAGUGGCAGGCAUGUACCACUUUUAUGUGUUCAGAUCAAAUCUAUAUAUAGAAUGGUAUGUGUAUUGUAUUUAAACCCUACCCUUGCACCCUUGAAUCUGUAUCCUUCAGCAAGAACACCAGAUGUUUGCAGUGAGCAAUACCCAGUGACAGAAUUCUGUUUCAGUCUAUUUCAACUGCUUGAGUAGUAUUUCCAGUUUUGUAUAAAAGUGUACUCUUUCCUGAUUACCUCUUGUUAAUAAAUAUGUUCUUUCUCAGGG